AUGUAUUUGCUGUUUCAUGUACCUCUUAGAAAACGAAAACAAUCAGAUUCCUGUUUGGACUGGAGACGACGUUCCGUUCGUUUCCGCGCAGAAUUUAACAUUGAAGAAUCCGGUUCAGAAAAUGAUAAGAUCUUGAUUGCCUCACUGCUGAAUUAUUCAUGUGCACAAGAAUCCUCGAUUGUUCCACUUCUAUCGAUGAAACCAUCCACACUAGCAAGCUUACCUGUAAAAAGAGCUCCAUUACACGUAUUGAUGGAUGAUAAAGCAUCGCUGCGUAGGUGCAUCACAUAUAUCGCAAGCAAGUUUAUGAAUGGAAACGGACGGAUUUUUGAAAUUUUGGAGCAUUUACUCUCUUGGUACUCGAAGAACUGUUUUUGCAUUAUUAUUACGGAUCGCUUACGAGAGGUCAUUAUUGGCUGUUAUGCUCGAUGGAUUAAUAAUUUUGGUAAUGCUUCGAUGAUUCAUGGCAAUGAAUUUCUUCCUAUUCAUACGAUGCUGGCUGAAUUAGGUGCCGAAAAAGCUAUGUUUAUUUGUUACUCUUCACUUUCUUCAUAUCUGGAGCAGGAAUUACGCGUUCGAAUACUUUGGUCAAUUGCAGUAAAUGGUACAAACAUUUUCCCUUUUCAGGUUUGUAAAAAUUAUCUGCUAAUGUUAUUGGUUACGUUAAAAUCUGGAUAUAAUUCUGAAGUCAAUUACCAAUCACUGAUUAGUGGCCAUGAAUUAAUCAGCUUAGAAACAGUUCAGAAUCUCAUUGCUCAGAUAGAACGUCGGGAAAGCCUGGAAGCCAUUCAGCAAUUAUUCGAUAGUCGUCAAUUUGAUAGGGUGAUUAACAUUAUCAUCGGCAACUUCAGCUGGAAGGAUGUGGAUCGCAGUGCUCUCCUUUCAACAGCGAUAAUUCUAAUUGAUUCAUACCUUGAAUUAAACAAUAUGGAUGGUGCAUCUGAAUGGAUAAGCAGAUUGCUAGGUUUUACUGGAGGACUUGCUGGAACUGAGGAAGUGAUCACUAGAUUGAAACGGCUUGCUAUAGAAAAUAUCUGCCUGGAAAAUAUUUCUAAUCUAGUGCAUUCCAUUGUUCAUCUUCUUGUUCUCGAUGGAUACGAAUCAGAUACUGCUAUUUGGCUUAUGCUAUACCGUUGUGCUUACCAUUUGGAGGGAGAGCACACAGUGGAAACGCUAUCGGCAUUAUAUGACGGUGGUUGUCAAAUGCUUACUUCUGCAUUGAAUAUUCUAGUCACUGCGCAUGAAGCGAUAGCAAAGCACGACAAAUGCUUCGUUGAUGAUCACAGUUUCCCAUUAUUUGUUUUGAAUGAAUUUUCAAAAAUUCGGACUCAUCCUGCAGUUGUUGAGGUUCUUUCAACACGAGAAUGUAUGGAACAAAGUCGUGCUUUCAUGGAUGAAGUGCAUCAGUGUCUGUUUUGCUUAUAUGGGUGUCCAUCAAGGCGUAAAAGACAAUUGGAAGAACAUGGCGGUACACACAAUCAUGAGCCAAGUUUGAAAGAUAUUGAAAACGUGUUGUCGUUGCUAUUACCUGACAAAAUACCUCCAUAUGAUGGCACUUGUUCUUCUGAUCUGAUUGAGUUUGUGCAAAAGAAAGCAUCAUCAUUUAUGGAACCUACAGAGGAUGAAAAAGAAAAGCUGUUCGCAUUUGACCGUUUCAUUGCGCAAGCAGAGAUUCAGGCAGAUUGGCCUCGAUGUACAGAAAGUUCUCAGCUGCGAUCAGGAGUUUUUUAUCAGCUGGCACUACACUCAUAUCGCAAUCACAAAGCAGAUGAUGCUGUCUACUAUGCUAAAUUGUUUCUUAUUUGUGCUUCUGCUACACUACCCAAAGAAGUGUUUUUUUGGGACUGGACCGUUCUAGCUAUCGCUGCUACCUCAGUGGAUGAAGAUGAAAUGUCCCUGCACUUUGAUUGUAGUGUCUUUUCUUUUCGAAUGGCCCUUUUUUUUGAUCCAUUUGAUCGAUAUGUUAUAUUCAAUUUUGGCAGCGCUUUAUAUCAAAUCAAUUCUCGAAUACGUCGAUAUAGAGACAAGCUUUCUGUGGAUGACAUUCGGCAUCGAUGGGCUGAGCGCCGGAUCAAGGGUCUUUUGGAAGAAAGUCGACAUCAGUUUCAGAUCUGCAUAUCACGUUUGCCAGACGGUGAUGUAGACAAAUGGCGAUGUCACUACUUCUUAGCGAAAAUUGCAGAGAAAUGUGGAGGCGCUCUUGAAGACGUAUUUCAUCAUUAUCAUGAGUCGGCUCUUCAAUUGGAAGCUGCGGGAGUUCAGUACCCAAGCAGAAUCAAUACCAAGAGGCAGGAGCAUGUUGAAGCAAUCGAGAUCCACUAUCGUGCUUACGCCUCUUUGCUGAAGUACUUACUGGAAAGGGAAACAGAUUGGAAUCGAGAGGAUCUGAUGUUAAUGCAUGCUUUUGCUUUAUGCUUUCGAAACCAUGGUGUUUGUAAGCAAAAGGAUAGUGACGAAUUUUCUCAAUGUCCACAAGUAAAAGCAGUUAUCAGCAGUCUCAUGUAUAGGUGUACGGAGUCGACUGACACUGUGCAAGGAGCGCUCGAAGAUUUGAUAGAACGGACCGUGCUAAAACUGGAAAUUCUGCACCUUUGCGAAGAAGCUUUCAACAUUUGUAUCCGUAGAUUUCCACACUUCAAAUCAUACUAUCGACUGUCGCAGUUAGCCCUAUACAAAGGAGAUAUUCAGGAAGCAUCGAAUCAUUUAUUCGGUCGUUUUCUGAUUAGAAAGAGGACAAACUUCAACCCAGACAACAUAUUUGAGAAUGUGAUAACGAUUUCCUGUGAAGAUAUUGAUCGGGGAGAUGCACUUCAGUAUCACCUUGCUCGCAUAGGAGCAUUAGCAAUAUAUUUAUCCGCUUUGCUGGAUGAUUUUGAGGCUCUUGGAACUUUGAUUCAUACAUUCUGCACAUUGGAUUUCUGCAACAACACUGAUUAUUUGUUAAAACGAGAUCUGAUAAUGCUUUAUCGCAACGGUUUGGCCAGAUUUUUCAACUGCAUACAGCGGAAGAUAAAAAACAAUGCAGUAGAGAGCCAACUUCUUUGUUCAGUCUAUGAUCUUUAUCAAUAUGCUGAAAGGAAUAAUGUACAGCGUCUCUGCGAACGAAUUCGACCGGUAAUUGUUUCGGCUACCAAAAAAUUUGCUGGUUAUAAUGAGAGGACUGAACCAGUAGUGUUUUGCAAGCAACUCUAUAUCGCUUCAAAAAGAAAGUUGGGCAAACGGAAACUGAGUAGCAGUUCAGUUGUUCAAGCGAAAUCGUUUCGUUUAUUCCCCAUCCCAAAUUCCAAUCUCACCUUUACGUAG
This is a messenger RNA of Cercopithifilaria johnstoni, 3303 nucleotides long. Lineage: Eukaryota; Metazoa; Nematoda; Chromadorea; Rhabditida; Onchocercidae. The record is from the annotation of a GenBank genome assembly.